AUGAGCGGUCUCGGACCCGCCGCCUGUUGGCUCGCCCACAAACGUAUCGAGUCGUGGUCGCGUAUGGCCAAAGAGCGUGUGGGUGCCGUGCGUCGCGUAACCCUCGAUCGAAAUUCAGAAGAUAAUAAUGGUGCGACGGGCUCUACGUCGUCCACAACACCUCCACCGCCAAUGACGCCACCACCGUCCGCUUCGUCUGUUACAUCGACGACCAGUGGCAUUGGCAGUGGAGCGGGCAGCGUCAGCGAUAGUUGUGAUUUGCCAACGGACUCAGAGGAAGUUAAUGUCGUUAAGGAAACGCAACCCAUACAACCGCCAUCCACUUUGGGCAAUGCAUCGCACUUAAUAAAUGCGGACGUAUUACGCGGUCCAGCCGAGGUCUUACACAGUCCGUUACAUUUGCAUCACCAGAGUCGUUCUUUUCCACCGCGUCUACAACGCACGCCAUCCAUUUCCAGUCAGUCGAGUAUAGACAGCGCACCAUCGCGACAUUCGACACACCGCGGCUCUUCGCCACAGAUACGUACAUUUGGACCAGAUGGACGCAGUUCACUACCCACCGAUCCCGGUUUCCCACAUCAUUUGGCUCGCUCACCAAGUCCAAUGCGCACCAUUUCGCUGGAUGCCCGUUGCGGUAGCCCCGCAUCGACUGAUGUCAGUGACUUGCGUACGCCCAGUCCAUCGCAGAGCAGUCUCGCCUCGUUGGCCGGCGGUUCAGCUGUUUCCAACAUGAGCAUGAAUUCAACUAAAGUCGGACGCUGCCUUUCGCCACUGCUCAUACCGCCACGUACACCGGCAGGUAUUGAUCCCACCAUUGGACCAGCCUCGCCAUUAGGCGCCUUACAACCAGAUUUGUAUCGGGUGCCAGAUGGUCCUAUAUAUUUGACGGCACCGGAAUCUAGUCCAGCUUUGGGACGCUUACAUUUACGCGUUAAAUAUGACUAUCAUCUCUUCGAUUUAACGGUACACCUGAUUGAAGCUCACAAUCUAUGCCCGAUUGAGGAUGGUGGAUUUCGUGAUCCAUAUGUGCGGCUAAUGCUUGAGCCUGGGGUUGAUAAUCGAAAACGUCAGACACAUAUACAUCGUGGUGAGUCAAAUCCUUACUUCGAUCAACAUUUCAAAUUUCCGGUUUCACGAGAUCAACUGCAAGGCAAGGAACUGAAAUUACAAGUUUUAGACUACGAUCGAUAUUCGCAUAAUGAUGUUAUCGGUGAGGUUUGCAUCUCGGUUGACGAGUUGGAUCUUUCGAAAUCAGUAGAGAUCUGGGGUGACUUAUUACGAGUUAAGAAACCACAAGAAAAUCGUCCUGAGCUUUUAUGUUCACUGAAUUACUUGCCUCAGGCUGAGCGCCUCACCGUUGUCAUUAUGAAAGCAAAGAACUUGGACACAGUGCAAGAACCUUAUGUGAAGAUUUAUCUCAUUCAAAAUGGCAAACGCGUGAAGAAGAAGAAGACCAGUAUUAGCAAAUCUGACGAUCCCGUGAAUCCCAUUUGGAAUGAGGCAUUCACAUUUAACUUGCAAUCUGUAUACCUGCACAACGCUGCAAUUGAGAUUUACGUAGUGGGCUCUGGUGGCGAGGCCACUGAGAUCGGCAGUUGCGGUCUGGGACCACAAGAGAUCGGUACCGGCUGUCAGCAUUGGCAUGAUAUGAUAAAUAAUGCACGUAAGCCGACAGCAAUGUGGCAUUAUAUACGCUAA
Molecule: messenger RNA, 1698 nt
Organism: Ceratitis capitata (Mediterranean fruit fly)
Lineage: Eukaryota; Metazoa; Arthropoda; Insecta; Diptera; Tephritidae
Product: synaptotagmin-7
Exons: 8
Coding region: 1-1698 (565 amino acids)
Biological process (GO): cellular response to calcium ion; regulation of dopamine secretion; regulation of calcium ion-dependent exocytosis
Molecular function (GO): phosphatidylserine binding; syntaxin binding; calcium-dependent phospholipid binding
Source: RefSeq, a predicted model, not a curated record